AUUCUUUGUUUUACUUGGGUUACUGGUGGUGACCCUCUUCUAUUCUUCUAGUUUUCUAUAUGAACCUUUUCUAAUGUUAUUCCUAUUUUUACUUUAGUAAUAUUAAUUGGUAGAAAAGGGUCGGAACAUAAAACGAAAAAAACGAAUACAGUGUCGUGUCACGCAUUCAAGUGACGUUUGCCUUGUCGGCAAAAGUGUCGGACAAGUUCAUGACAUUGAUCAAAUCGACUGGCACUGUUAAGAUUGACAAGAAAAUGCGAAUCUGCAAUUAUAAGUCACGCGACGGAAAACUCACGUUGGAAAGAAUCCACAGUAAAUCUUCUAAGGCAGCACGAAAGAGGUCAACGAAGAUCAUGCUCUCCGCCGAUGACGUAAGAUUGAUGACGUUUCUUGUUGAAAAGACGAAAGAAGCCAAUGAGCCACUGGUGGCAACAAAAGUUUUCAUGGAGUUCGGUAAAAAAGAAAAUGCCAGAUGUUCGGAUGGAGCCUAUUAUCGAAAAUUCCAUAAAAAGCUUGCGCCAAACAUGGAUCAACUGGACAAUUACAGUAUUGAAAGCCGUCUCCGAGUGAUGCUUGGGCUUGUUGGAGAAGUUUCGGACGACUUUCUGACACAAGUUCAAACGGAGGGAAUUGUCGUGCUCAAUGAUGGCAAACGAAUUUGCGAGUAUGCAUCACGUGAUGGAAAGCUGAAGUUGGAGGCGGACCACAGUCAUUCGGCAAGAAUGAAAAGAACAUCUGCAUAUCACCGAAAGGCUGGUCGACACGUGCACAUGGUCAUGAAUGCAAGUCAGACGACGAACCAAGCCGAGAGCGACGAAGAUGGCGUAGAUUCGGCGACUUCUCUUCCUAGAUCUCCGAAAAGAGCGAGAACUGAAAUGAGCUCGAGUGACGACGACGAUGAUCUGGAGAUUAUUGAAACUGUGGACGGAUAUCCGAAGCCUGAGCCAGUUGAUUUCGAUUUUGAAGAACUCCUCAAUAGAGAUUCAACCUAUAAUUUGCUCAUCGAUCAUUCGCAAGAAUAUAAAGAAGUGAUGAUGGAAGAGAACAAUCAGCCAACUAUUUAUGUGAAAUCUCUUCAAUUGGACAGUGACGACGAUGAGGUGCAAUACAUCGGAGCGAUGAAGGGACAGCCGAAGCCUGAACCAAUCUUCGAAGGAUUUGCACCACAUAAUUCGAAUAGCGAUCAUGUGCAAGAAGAACAAAAAACUGGUGUUCCACGCUUCGAUCGUCAACAAAUCAGUCUUUCCGCGAAUACUGGAGCCACUUCAGAUGAACCCAUUAAUAUGUCUGAAUUCCUGAAACAACUGACCCAGUUCAUUUGCUUUCUCAAAAGUAGGGAACUCGAGGAGCUCAAGCAACAAAUCAAAAAGUCAAUUGGAACUAAUGUUGAUAAGAAAAUCCUAUUUGCCGAGCUUCGUGGAGUUUUCGAGGCAUUCCUCAUCACGAUCAAUCGAAAAAUCAAAGCAACCGCUUGUCCCUGCUAUGUAGGUCAAGGAUUUCCUUCUCAAGUUCAAUGGACCUUUUUUUCCUUUUUUUUUUGGGAUGAAAAAAUUCGCAAAAAAAUUUCCCGUGGUGGAGGGUUGAACUCAUCCCCUCCCCCCUCCCACCCCCCAUUUUUCAAAAGAAUUUUUGACAUUUCAAAUUCGAAUGAUUUGUGUGUUCUAAGUUUCCUUAGACUAUGUUAG
Caenorhabditis elegans is the source of this 1685-nucleotide messenger RNA. RefSeq names its product SPK domain-containing protein (gene ZK402.5). The transcript is spliced from 7 exons. Lineage: Eukaryota; Metazoa; Nematoda; Chromadorea; Rhabditida; Rhabditidae. Bases 210 to 1685 code for a protein of 491 amino acids. The record is from RefSeq and is marked reviewed.